Drosophila nasuta is the source of this 2013-nucleotide messenger RNA. RefSeq lists its product as uncharacterized. The record is from RefSeq and is a predicted model, not a curated record. Lineage: Eukaryota; Metazoa; Arthropoda; Insecta; Diptera; Drosophilidae. The transcript has a single exon. The coding region runs from base 91 to 2001 and encodes 636 amino acids.
UUUGUUUAUUACUCAAUACUUAAAUUUUAUUCGAGUUUUCAUACAACACAGUAAGCUUUGCUAUUCGUUUAUUGGUAAAAGACAACUAAAAUGAGAAAACAAAAGAAGAAUUACACAAUAAUCGGCAAGAAUAAGGCGCGUUUAAUAUGUCUGCUGGCGAUUGUGAUUUGCAUUCUGCUCUACUUCAAGUUGAAUACGGUGUUAUUCGAUGCAGCCUGCGAUCGGGAUCAUUUCAUGGAAGGAUAUUUCGUAAACACUUCAGGAUGUCAUGUGCUCGCUCUGAAUGCAUUUGCUAAGACGGCGAUUGAACAUUUGAAACCUUUUCCCCCCAUGAAAUGCAGUAAAAAAAAACUGCUCGAAGCCAAAACAAUAAAUGAUGAAAACUAUUUGAUUUUAUCGAUGACAGAAAAGAAAAUACUUAAAGCUUUCGCUGUGGAAAGGAUUUCCGAUAUUAACUGCAACUUCAAGAUGGUCAAACGGAUCAAUGAUAAUGUCAACAAAUACACGGAAAGUGGAACAUUUCGAUUAGGCAAACAGAGGAAACAAAUCAAGCUCAAAAGUGGAUCGAUUAUAAUACGAAUUGAGUGUUUUUCACCUGGAAAUAAAAGUGUUUAUCAUGAUGUGCAUUUCUUGUUGCCAGCACCAAAAGCAAAUCCUCUACCCAAGGCACAUUUAUCUGUUAUGAUCUUGGGCAUCGAUUCAAUUUCUCAUAUGCAAUAUCUGAGAACAAUGCCUUUACUACGGUCUUAUAUAGAAGGUUUGCCGCAUAUUGAGUUCUGGGGUUAUAAUCGCAUUGGACGCAAUACUUAUCCGAAUUUGAUUCCUCUCUUUAGUGGACGGAAUGAAACGGAAUUGGAACAAGAUUGUUACAGCAGAAAAUACGGUUAUGAUAAAUGCGAUUUUAUCUGGCAAAAGUUCAAGGCAGUUGGCUAUAAUACUUGCUAUGCGGAGGAUAAUAGUGUCAUUGGCACUUUUAAUUAUGGCAAACGGGGAUUCAAAGCAGCUCCAACCGAUUAUUAUUUUCGUCCUGUGAUGCUGGAGAUUGAUUCACACACUCGCUAUAGCAUCGAUAAAGAUGAAUAUGUUCACUGCUCGGCAAGUCGCAAAUAUGCGGAUGUUCAUCACGAAUUCAUUUACAAAAUGAUGCCACAUUUGAAGUCAGGACCACAUUUCUCGGUGUUCUGGGAAACUCAAGGAGUUCACGAUUAUUUUCAGUAUCCCAAGUUCUUGGAUACGAACUAUUUAAAGUUGUUGAAACGUCUGCGAUCGAAGCAUAUUUUAAGCAACACUUUGGUUUUUCUGAUGUCCGAUCAUGGCAUUCGUUUUGGCGCUUUUCGUGCUACUUAUCAAGGCAUGAUGGAGGAAUCGCAACCUUUUUUGACUGUCAUUUAUCCCAAAUGGUUUGAGACUUUGUAUCCCUUAGCUAUGGCGAAUUUAAAGGAGAAUGCUCACAGUCUGGUUACAACUUUUGAUUUGCACGCAACUCUCAAGGAUUUAACAAAUGUGGAACUUUUAGAGAACGAUCAAAUUGAAGAACGAACUUUGCAGCUACAGGAAUUGGGUCUAAAUAUGCCUCGAGGGAUUAGUUUAUUUCUUCCAAUUCCAGAAACUCGCGAUUGUCAAUUGGCCAACAUUCCAGCGCAGUUUUGUCUCUGUCAUAAACUUAAUCAAAUAGCCACAACUGAUUUAAGAUCUCAGCGAGCUGCGCAGUUCAUUGUGGAAAGUAUAAAUUACCUCUUAAGGAAUUUUCCGCUAUGCCAGCAUUUGGAGUUGAACGAGCUGCAAGAUGCUUAUUUACUGGAGAGAAGCAAUGAUGAGGAAGUCUUUGUAGUUAAGGUGCGAUUGAGUACGUUGCCAGGAGGUGGAUCCUUUGAAGGGACGACAACAUUUGCAAGAGAUUCUCUAGCGCUAAAUGGACCCAUAAUUCGCAUCAACAAAUAUGGCAAUCAAUCGUAUUGUGUGCAGCAUAAUUAUCAAAUUGAAAUGUAUUGUUAUUGUUGAAGGAAAAUUAAA